AUGAAUGCUGAAACUGAGAAAAUAUCGUCGUCUAGUAAACGAUUAAGAGUAUUGAUUUCCGAAGGAGAUUUAUUUUGCGUAAAUCGUUGUGGCUUUUAUGGUACGCCACAAUGGAAGGGCAGAUGUUCAAAAUGUUGGCGAGUUUAUCAAAUGGAAGAAAAGAAAAUACAGGAUUAUACCAAGAAUAGGGAACUUUUAAGUUUCGAAAAAUUCGAAGGUCGUCGCAGAUUAUCGACUGAAAGUCGGUCGUUAACGUUAAAAUCAAUUCUUCGAAAAUCGCCCUCGAUGUCGAUCAGCUCAAAUUCUUUUCAAGAAACAGUAUGUUCACCAGCAGUUGCAUCACAAUCAAUACUAUCAUCUCCUAUUACAUCGUCAAGACAACGUCAUGUGAGUGAAGAAAGUAUAUCUGCUAGUAAUCGUUUUCAUGAGUUUCUUCAAAGUAAUCUUUCUCAAGAAGCAGCUAAUGAAGUGCUCCAACAAACAUAUCAUGCAGUUGAUAAAAUUUUGGAACAGCAGAACGUCAACAUGGAUGAUCUUUCAGCUAUGGUGCAGCAUUUCUAUCAAGUAUUGGCAGAUAAAAUGCGUCAUAAUCCGUUUGUCAAUAAGGUCAGUGUCGCUGUAGAAGAAGUAAUGGCUGAAGUAGAACAGUAUGUGUGCGUGAGGGCUUACAGUACGCUGUUUUGUGCCAGAGCAGAUGAAGAAAGUGCAGAUUUAUCAUUGCAAGACAGAAUUCGGUCACUAAAUUGGGUUACUGCUGGUUUUUUGGAAACCACGUUGGAUUUCAGUCAAGAAAAGGUUCGCGACAAAUUGGAUGAGGCAAUUACCGAAAUUAUUGAUUUAAAUAGUCAUCGAGGAGCUGCAGAAAAAAUGCAGUGUCUAGUUCGUUGCUCAAAAAUGAUCUUUGAAGCUCUGAAAGAAAGUCGAUCCGGGGCUCCUGCUGGUGCUGAUGAAUAUCUGCCAGUACUUAUUUUCGUAAUUUUGAAAGGAAACCCUCCGCUUAUUUUAUCUAAUAUUAAAUUUGUUAGCCGUUUCGCUUUACCUACCAGAGUUAUGAGCGGGGAGUCAGGUUAUUAUUUUACGAAUGUAAGUUGUGCGCUGCAGUUCAUACAAAAUAUGAAUGCUGAUACUUUAAAAAUGCCUAAAGAAGAAUUUGAAGCAUAUACUUCUGGUAGUCAAGUGCCACCAUUGAAUACGAUGAAUAUGGGAUGUAACCAGUCAAUCAGAAUAAUGGAGAAUUCAUUGGCACAAGUGAAACAACUGCUCGAAAUGCAAGGUGGACUCAAGGAGCAAAUAAAAGCUCUUGAAUUGCGUGUGAAAAAGGAAACAGAUGACUUGUUAAGAGAAGUAGAAGAAAUUUUGAAUGCAUAUCCAACAAAAGAGCUGAAGCAUCUAAUCGAACAAAUCACGAUUGAGGAAGCAGAAUUAUGGGAAUUCUCGGUAUCAUCAACAGAUUUGCAGAUCGGUGCUUCACAUUCUUUUCAAGACAGUGAGUCUGGAAACGAUGAAAAUACAGACGAAAAAGAAGAGAGGAAGUUCGACGAUGUGUUCUUUUCUCUCGGUAUGGAUAGUGGAGGAGACUUUGUUGAUGGUGUAGUUAAUUGUAUAAAAGAUAAACUCCCUCUCGAUGAAUGA
Messenger RNA from Thelazia callipaeda (thelaziosis nematode), 1632 nucleotides. The record is from the annotation of a GenBank genome assembly. Lineage: Eukaryota; Metazoa; Nematoda; Chromadorea; Rhabditida; Thelaziidae.